This is a messenger RNA of Fusarium verticillioides 7600, 555 nucleotides long. RefSeq lists its product as hypothetical. Gene Ontology annotation, molecular function: ATP binding; protein kinase activity. Gene Ontology annotation, biological process: protein phosphorylation. The coding region runs from base 1 to 555 and encodes 184 amino acids. The transcript has a single exon. NCBI's taxonomy places the organism in Eukaryota, Fungi, Ascomycota, Sordariomycetes, Hypocreales, Nectriaceae. The record is from RefSeq and is a predicted model, not a curated record.
AUGUCGUCAAAAGUUUUCGUAACGCAGGUUAUAUCGCCCGUGUACAAGUCGCAGGCAAAGAGAUGUGUUCAAAGGCUGGAGAUAGCGGGCCAGGAUGCCGCACAACGAGAGCUUGACUGCCUCUGGAAAAUUUUGAUACCCCCUCACGAAGCUGCCAUCCGGUUACCCAAGCUUCUUGGUCUGAUCUCAUCACCCGCAAAUGGUAACACGAUUGGUUUCUUGGAGGAUUAUAUCCCAGUCUCAGAAGCUUGGGAAUUGUCGACACUUGGAAGGAUCGAUAAUGUCUCUACGACUGACGAGAGCCGUGGGAAGAAGUGGACAUCUCAGGUUCGGGGCACAGUUGAUCUUCUUCAUGAGAUUGGUAUUAUAUGGGGUGAUGGCAAGGUUUCUAAUGUAUUGAUUCAUCGUGAAACGGACGACGCAUGGGUCAUCAACUUCGGGGGCGGCUGGACUGAAGGUUGGGUAGAUGAAGAAUCAAGCGGAACUGUGAAGGGAGACGAGAUGGCUGUGAAAAGGAUAUUUGAGUACCUGCAAGUUACAUCACCUAACAAAUGA